Molecule: messenger RNA, 1968 nt
Organism: Zingiber officinale
Lineage: Eukaryota; Viridiplantae; Streptophyta; Magnoliopsida; Zingiberales; Zingiberaceae
Product: laccase-22-like
Exons: 5
Coding region: 20-1765 (581 amino acids)
Biological process (GO): lignin catabolic process
Cellular component (GO): apoplast
Molecular function (GO): hydroquinone:oxygen oxidoreductase activity; copper ion binding
Source: RefSeq, a predicted model, not a curated record
UCCGUUGGCCACCCAUUCCAUGCAAACAAGAGAAGGAGAAAGAGAAAGAGGAAAGAGAAAGAGAAGAAUGAGUUCCUCUUUCUGGACUUUCCUGUUUGUCUUUAGCUCUCUGGCUAUUUACUCGGAAGGACUGACUCGGCAUUACAAGUUCAACGUGGUGAUGCGAAACGUGACCCGACUCUGCUCGACCAAGCCAAUCGUGACGGUGAACGGCCAAUUCCCCGGUCCGACUCUCUACGCGCGCGAGGAUGACACCGUGCUUGUCAAGGUCGUGAACCACAUCGGUCACGACGUGACCAUCCAUUGGCAUGGCGUCCGGCAGCUGCGGACCGGCUGGGCUGAUGGUCCGGCCUACGUGACCCAGUGCCCGAUCCAGCCCGGCCGAAGCUACGUGUACAAUUUCACGCUCACCGGCCAGCGCGGCACGCUACUGUGGCACGCUCACAUCACCUGGAUGCGGUCAACGGUCCACGGCGCCCUCGUCAUCCUCCCCAAGCUCGGCGUGCCGUACCCGUUCACUCAACCCCACCAAGAACACGUCAUCGUAUUAGCGGAAUGGUGGAAAUCCGACCCUGAAGCUGUAAUAAGAGAGGCUAUGAAGGCCGGUCGGCCUCCCAAUGUGUCGGAUGCCCACGUCAUCAAUGGCCACGCCGGAGCUCUCUCCACGUGCUCCUCCUCCUCUCUCGACGGGUUCACGUUGGCGGUGGAGAAAGGGAAGAAGUACUUGCUCCGCGUCAUCAACGCCGCGCUCAACGAGGACCUCUUCUUCAAGGUCGCCGGUCACCGGAUGACCGUCGUGGAGGUCGACGCAGCCUACACCAAGCCGUUUUCCAUUGACACUAUCCUCCUUGCCCCUGGCCAGACCACCAACGUCCUCCUCAACGCCGACAAGACCGCUGGCGGGCGGUACCUCCUCACGGCUUCCCCCUUCGCUGAUUCCCCCCUUGUCGCCGUUGAUAACCGCACUGCCACCGCUACCCUCCACUAUGCCGAUAUCGUCUCCUCCUCCGCUGCCCCCGCAGCUGCCAGUGCGCUCACCACCACCAACCCGCCGCCGAUGAACGCCACCCAUGUGGCGGCCGCCUUUUCCGACGCGCUCCGCAGUCUCAACUCACAGGCGUACCCCGCCCGUGUACCGGCCACCGUCGACAGGUCGCUGCUGUUCACGGUGGGGCUGGGGGCGAACCCCUGCGCCAACUGCAUCAACGGGAGUAGAGUGGUGGCGGGCGUCAACAACGUGACGUUCGUGAUGCCGACGACGGCGCUUCUGCAGGCGCACUACUACAACCUCAGCGGGGUCUUCACUGACGACUUCCCCGGCCGGCCUCCGGUAGCGUUCAACUACACCGGGAGCGGGCCGAGGAACGUGGCCACAGAGCAGGGGACGAGGCUGUACCGGCUGCCGUACAACGCGACGGUGGGGCUGGUGCUGCAGGACACCGGGAUCAUCGGGCCGGAGAGCCACCCACUGCACCUCCACGGCUACAAUUUUUUCGUCAUCGGAAAGGGCUCCGGCAACUACGACCCCAAAACCUCCCCAGCAGGGUUCAACCUAGUCGACCCGGUGGAGCGUAACACGGUCUCUGUUCCCUCCGGCGGGUGGACGGCCAUCAGAUUCAGAGCGGAUAAUCCUGGAGUUUGGUUCAUGCAUUGCCACUUCGAGGUGCACAUGACGUGGGGGCUCAAGAUGGCGUUCAUUGUGGACGACGGCGAAGGGCCGGAGCAGUCCAUUCUACCGCCGCCGAAAGAUCUGCCUGCGUGCUAAUGAGGCGGUGACCGCCGGCGACGAUGCGGCCGUGGCAGUGAAGCAUUUGUCAAGCAAGUUGACACGCUGUAGUUUCUUACUUUUUGAGGUUUUUUUGCAAGUGUGAUUAUAUUUAUAGGACGACUGAUUUCAUUUUGUUUAAUGUGGGUUCACGGAUAUUUCAUUGUAUUCAUGGAAGUUGAUGAGAAUAAAUAAAUCGAUCU